Drosophila kikkawai is the source of this 2914-nucleotide messenger RNA. RefSeq names its product focal adhesion protein tensin (gene by). Gene Ontology annotation, cellular component: focal adhesion. The record is from RefSeq and is a predicted model, not a curated record. Gene Ontology annotation, molecular function: protein binding. NCBI's taxonomy places the organism in Eukaryota, Metazoa, Arthropoda, Insecta, Diptera, Drosophilidae.
CAAUCAGUCUUUUGGAUUUCGCGAAACAAUGCGGUCGCCGUACGAAGAGAGCGCUGCCGCCGCCGACCACAAGUACCAAUACCAAUACCAAUACGGCGGCGCCAAUAAUAACAAUAAUUACUAUAAAAACUAUAAUGUGAAUGGCAAUGGGCAGGCGAAUGGAAAUGGGAAUAUUAGUGGAGGCGGAAUUGGAAUUGGAAAUGGAAAUGGCAAUGGCAACGGAAUACCUUAUCACGCGCGCGAGAAUUCGUUGCCAUUUAGCUAUGGAAUAGCCAAAACUUCGACGCCGCUACGCAAAACUCCGACCCCGACGCGAGCGGAUAGUUUCCUCGAUUCGUUCGAUUUUGGCAGUGGAAGCGGGAAGGGGAGUGGUAACGGUGCCACCACCGAUAUGAUAAAGCCUCCGGCCCGUCUAACGAGCCCUUUGCUGGUGCGCAAAACACUCGGAAACGGCUCUAGUCCCAGUAGUUCCACCAACACCAACACCAUAGCCAACACAUACCACUACAGAUCGGGCAGCACCACACCGACGCCGCUGAGAGAUACCUUCGAGCAGCAGCUCCGCGAGAGACGGGAAAAGGUGUACAACGAAUACAGGGAUAGAGAAAGGGAAGAUCGGGAAAGGGAACGAGAGAGAGUGCCGCCCACUCCGCCGCAGCGCCAUCACUAUGCUAGCAAUGGCUACGGAAACGGAGUACUGCGGAAUGGCCAUACAAAUGCCCCGGCGAACAGCAAGUACAACUAUGACUUCGAGUUCAACCUCAACCUGGACGACGUGAAACAGCAGGAGGAGCCCGCUCCCUACACCACGCGCAACAUUCACUUUGAGGAUCUGCGACGGGAGCAGGAUGUGCCAGAUGGCGUGGUCAAUCGGCGGACGACCAUGGAACGCAAUUAUCACACAAUUAACAGCUUGGAAGCGACCCACAAACGCCAGCAGUUGGAGCCGCUGGAACAACUGGGCGCCGUUUAUGGCCAGAACCACCUGGAGACGCUCACGCGCACUCGGCGCGAUCUCUCCAUGGCCGCUGCGCCACAGCUAGCUCCAUUGCCAUCGCCAUCGCUGGCAUCGCCGGGUUCGCCCAUCUAUGCCACUAGUGCGAAGAGAGUGAGCAACCCAAAUACCAAUGGCCAAGUGCAGAUGACGCCUAGUCCCACCAGCAGGCCAGAAACGCCCGCCUUUCCGGUCACACCGCGCACGCCUUUUGGGGCAGCCUCGUCGGCAUCAUCAACUGGGUCGACCCAGUUGGCCUCGGAGUCCAUCUACCAGACGGGUCCGCGUCGCGGAGGCGGAGCUUUGCCGCCUAUGGAGGUGUCCGCUGAUUCCGUAAAGUUCGCCAGGAGCUCCGCCAAGUUCUGGUACAAGCCCAAUCUGACCCGCGAGGACGCCAUCGCUCUCUUGGCUUCGGCCCAGCCAGGCACCUUUUUGGUUCGCGACUCUACCACUUACAAGAACUCGUACGGUCUGGUGGUGCGAGUGGCCCAACCACCGGCUGGAUCAGCAGAGCUGGUGCGUCACUUCCUUAUCGAGCCCACGCCGGAGGGAGUGCACCUGAAGGGCUGCGACGAUGAGCCCGUCUUCACCUCACUGUCUGCGCUGGUCUUCGAGCAUUCCAUCAGCCAGCUGGCGCUGCCCUGUUUGCUCCGCUUGCCCGAUCGGGACAUAGUGCCACCGGUGAGGGCCACAACGCCGGCUCAGCAGCAACUGCUCACGCACGGUGCUGCCACCAACGUCCUGUGGCUAUUCUCCUGCGACACGGAGUCGCUGACUGGAAACGAGGCUAUCCGCAAGGCCAUCCGGCUGAUGUACGCCCAACGCCCGAUGCCGCAGCCCACGGAGGUCCAUUUCAAGGUCUCUUCGCAGGGUAUAACCCUCACGGAUAACACACGCAAAAAGUUCUUCCGGAAGCACUAUACGGCGGAUGUCAUCUCACACUGCGCCAUCGACCCCGAGAACCGGAUGUGGACCAGCGAGGGUGACUCCGAAAAGAAGACCAUCUUCGCGUUCGUGGCCAGGAGAUCCCACAGCUCCACGGACAACCAGUGCCAUGUCUUCUGUGACCUGACCGUAAGCCAGCCAGCGGCGGCGAUUGUCUCUUUUGCCAAUCGGACCCUGCCCACGGAAAAGCUGCGCAACUACGUCCUUUAGAAAGGCAAGGGGCGUGGCAAGCGGGCAUGGGUUUACAGGUCAGCCAGCAGGAUUCCACUGGAGUGGAGCCAUCGAGCAGGCCCCCCCACCCACCAUCCAGUGCUGUGGGAUGUACUAACUAAUCACUUUACGAAAUUGUGUCUUGCGAUAUAAUGAGCUUAACUACGAAUAUGUUAACAGAAAAUGAUGUCAGCCGUAGUUUAUUUGGACACGCACACACUCCGAGAAGGCGGCAAUAUAUUUAUGGCAAAGCUAAAAUACACACAUGUGUGUAUUAUCAACUUGAAUUGACUAAAUGCACAGUGGGGCAAGUGGAUGCGGACCCAGACAGCCUGAUAACAGCUGGUGGAAGUGCCAAUUCAUAAUUGUUUAUAUGUCGAAUAUAUAAACAAAGCUAUGAUGUGUUUGGGACACAUUAAGGAAACCAGUUCCACUGUGCAGCUGAGAAUUGGAAUUGAUCACCGAAAGUUGACGUUUUAUUAGCGAAAAAAUAAUAUAUACUUUUGAGUUGUGUGUGCGUAUUUAUAUAUAUAUAUCCCUACGGCUACAAGGUGCGCUUGUCAGACAAACGGAAAUAAACUAAUAUAUAUCAGAUAAUUUAAAAUGGAUUAAUGUUAAUGUUAGAAAGUUGUUGAAUAAAACCCCCACAAGUCCCCUAAUUUAUACCAGUAAUAUCUAAACAUAUAUGUAUUUGCGUAAUAGUCUUAAGCUUUACUAAUGCAGUCAAUAUAAAUAAACGAAUAAAGUGCAAUGUUGUUAAACAGA